AUGGCGCCGCCAAAGUCUAAAGGCCCACAACUACCCAAUAUUCUUCUUCAGCAACUAGGAGUCGAAGGUGAUGGUGGUAGAAAUGGCAGUCGAGGGUAUAGACGUCCUGGACGUAAGGAAAUGCGCAAAUCAGAACGGCAUGAGAAGAAGCAGAGUAGAUCUCAGUCCUCCAGACCUCCUGCGCAAAAGCGGUUGAAGUCGCAACAUGUCAGGCAUAACGACGAUGACGAUGACGACGAUGAAGAAGACGAGGAUAUUGAACCCUUGAAUGCGAAAGUCAUACAUGAGAAACGAAGAGACGAUAGUCCACAAACGAAAUCUAUAUUGAAAACGACGAAGAAAGUGGACCCCCCAAAAGCGAAGGCAUCCCGUGAAGAAGAUGUGAUUCCUGAUUCGCGGAUUGGGAAGAAUAUUCCGAAAGCUGUCAAGGAUAAAUUGGCGGAGGACGACGAUGAGAUAGCUGCUCUGGAAAAGAAAUUGGGAAUGAAAGGGAAGAAGAAAGGCCUCCCAAAGUCAUUCCAAGAAGACGGGUUAGAUGAGCUCUUAGGUGAUCUAGAUGCUUUGGAUGAGAGCGAAGAUGAAGAAGUUAAGCAAAAGAAGAAAGGAAAAGCGGAGGCGAAUGAUUGGCUUGAACGCAAGAGAUCAGAAGCCCGAAAGCGUGCGAGGGGCAACGAGAGCUCCGAGGAUGAGGAAGAGGACGAAGACGACGAGAUGCUGGAUGACGAUGACGAUGAAGCGUCUGACAUGUCAAUGGAUGAUUCUGGUGAUCAUGAUAGUGAUCUUGGAGAUGAUGGCGUGGCUAACGACGACUUCGAAGGAUUUGGACCUGGAAGUGAAGAAGACGUUCUCCCGAAGCCAAAAGUUCGUGAAAAUCCUUAUGUGGCACCCGUGGCUGCAACCGCAGCUUCUUCUGCAAAAUAUAUUCCACCUUCAUUACGAAAGGCAUCUUCUUCGGAUUCUGAGGAUUUAGUACGUCUGCGACGACAAACUCAAGGUCUGGUCAACAGGUUGACCGAAGCCAAUCUCAUCACUCUCCUUGGAGAGAUAGAAAAAUUGUAUCGAGUCAAUCCCCGUCAACACAUGACUUCUACACUUAUCGAUUUGCUCCUAACUUCCGUUUGCGAGCCAACAACUUUACCCGAUACUCUCAUCAUCCUCCCCGCUGGAUUUAUUGCCGCGAUCUAUAAGAUCAUUGGAACGGAUUUUGGUGCUCAGGUAAUUCAAAGAAUAGUUGAACUCUUUGAUGAGCACUAUGCGCGAGUGGUAUCUCUGAAUCAGGACACCUCAUCAUCUAUUCCCGACAGUAAGGAGACAACUAACCUAAUAGCUUUACUUUCAGAAUUGUAUAAUUUUCAAGUAGUGGGAAGUAGUCUCAUUUUCGACUACAUCAAGCUCUUUUUAGAUACGCUAUCAGAACUGAAUGCCGAACUUCUGUUAAAGGUUGUACGCAUUUCGGGCCCUCAACUACGACAAGAUGAUCCUUCGUCACUGAAGGACAUUGUUACUAUGCUUCGACCUGCCGUCCAAAAGGCGGGUGGCGAAGAGAAAUUGUCAGUGAGAACAAAAUUCAUGAUCGAAACCAUCAAUGAUCUCAAAAAUAAUAAAAUGAAAACUGGUGCUGUUGCUUCCGCUGUCACUUCAGAGCAUACGAUUCGGAUGAAGAAGACGCUAGGAACACUAAAUAUUCGAAAUAUAAAAGCGAGCGAGCCCCUACGAAUUGGUCUCAAGGAUAUAAGAGACUCGGAUAAAAAGGGGAAAUGGUGGUUGAUUGGUGCAAGUUGGGCAGGUAAUGCCGAAGACGAUGAAGAGCCCACCUCAAAAGCCAAGAAUGCCAGAGAAGUUCAAGAAGUAGAUGCAGGAACAUCUGAUCUUAUUCAGCUUGCUAGAGAGCAACGUAUGAACACGGAUAUUCGUCGAGCUGUAUUCAUUACCAUCAUGUCCGCCUCGGAUUAUCAAGAUGCAUAUCAACGGCUGAUGAAGCUAAAAUUAAAAAAGGUUCAAGAGCUUGAGAUACCGAAAGUUUUGAUACAAUGUUCGGGUGCCGAAAAGAUGUACAACCCAUACUAUACAUUAAUAGCAAAGAAAUUAUGUGGUGAUAGGAGACUCAAGAUGGCAUUUCAAUUCGGUUUGUGGGACCUUUUCAAGAAGAUGGGCGAGACAAACGACGAUGAUGAUGACGCUUUUGAGGAGGAUACAGAGUUGGAUAUGAGGCACAUUGUCAAUCUAGCCAAGAUGUUUGGUACACUAAUGGCCGAAGGGGGACUUGGACUCAACGUUCUCAAGAAUUUGAAUCUCAGCUAUUUACAAGCUAAGACGAAAACUUUCUGCGAGGUCCUUUUCAUCACUAUUCUGCUUCAAACCCAGAAGGCAUCGAAAGAGUGGCGCGAUGAGAAGGCAGUCAUAAAUCUGUUCUCGAGGAUGAAGGAUACACCUCAGAUGAUAACUGGACUACGAUAUUUUUUGAAAAAGGUAGUAGGUAAGACGGAUAUAGCAGGAGGGGCAGCUGAAAAGAAUACUGUUAAAUGGGGUUCUAAGGUUGCAGGAGAUACACUUCAGGCUUUGCUCAAUGAAGAUACCCCGAUCUCAAAAGCUUGUUGUAAAGUACAACAAUACUCUUCAUACAAAAUGCUUCGCAGUUUAGUAGUGCCCAGAGCGGCCGCAAGGUCUGCUUUCAGACAACAAUCCUCCCUUCCCAAGUUAAUCGCCCCUUCGGGAAUUGCAAACUUGUCGCGACGAGGAUAUGCUACUGAAGCUGAUGAGCAGGAUUUGGUCAUUAUUGGAGGUGGUGUUGCCGGAUAUGUUGCCGCUAUCAAAGCUGGUCAAGAAGGCAUGAAAGUAACCUGUAUAGAAAAGCGCGGAACUCUCGGAGGAACAUGUUUGAACGUCGGCUGUAUUCCUUCGAAAGCUCUACUCAACAAUUCGCAUCUUUACCACCAAAUUUUACAUGACACCAAAGCUCGAGGUAUCGAAGUCGGAGAUGUCAAACUCAACUUGGAACAAAUGAUGAAAUCGAAAGAUACUGCGGUUUCUGGACUCACGAAGGGUGUUGAGUUUUUGUUCAAGAAGAACAAUGUGACAUACGUCAAGGGUACAGCCACACUUACUGGCGAGCAUGAAGUCAAGGUCAACCUUUCAGAAGGUGGAGAGCAGACUCUUAUUGGAAAGAACAUUCUCAUAGCUACUGGUAGUGAAGCUACACCAUUCCCAGGCCUCGAGGUUGACGAGAAGAGAAUUAUCACCAGCACCGGAGCCAUUGCGCUAGACAAGGUUCCUGAGACCAUGGUUGUUAUUGGUGGAGGUAUCAUCGGUCUUGAGAUGAGCUCUGUCUGGUCAAGACUUGGUACAAAGGUUACUGUCGUUGAGUUCUUACCUCAAAUUGGUGGACCCGGAAUGGACUUAGAAAUCGCAAAAUCAUCGCAAAAGAUCCUUAAGAAACAAGGUCUUGAGUUCAAGGUCAACACUAAAGUCAUGGGCGGUGAUGUUAGUGGUGAGAAAAUUAAGCUUUUCCUAGAGGCUGCAAAGGGUGGCAAGGAAGAAACCAUUGAUGCAGAUGUCGUACUUGUUGCCAUUGGACGACGACCAUACACCGCAGGUCUCGGAUUAGAGAACCUCGGUCUCGAGACCGAUGAUAAGGGAAGGUUGGUUAUCGACUCGGAAUACCGAACCAAAAUACCACAUAUCCGAGUUGUAGGUGAUUGCACCUUCGGACCUAUGCUUGCCCACAAGGCCGAGGAAGAAGCUGUUGCAGUGGUUGAGUACAUCAAAAAGGGUUACGGCCACGUCAAUUAUGCUGCCAUUCCAUCUGUCAUGUACACACAUCCCGAAGUCGCAUGGGUUGGUCAGAACGAACAGGAGCUCAAGGCUGCCGGAACCAAAUACAAGACCGGCACAUUCCCAUUCUCAGCAAACUCGAGAGCGAAGACCAACUUGGACACCGAAGGUAUGGUGAAGAUGCUUGCCGAUGCUGAGACCGACAGAAUCCUUGGUGUUCAUAUCAUCGGACCAAAUGCCGGAGAGAUGAUUGCCGAAGCUACAUUGGCUAUUGAAUAUGGCGCAUCGAGUGAGGAUAUCGGACGCACAUGUCACGCACACCCGACGUUGGCGGAAGCAUUCAAGGAGGCUGCUAUGGCUACUUAUGGCAAGGCUGUUCAUUAUUAA
Molecule: messenger RNA, 4158 nt
Organism: Sclerotinia borealis F-4128
Lineage: Eukaryota; Fungi; Ascomycota; Leotiomycetes; Helotiales; Sclerotiniaceae
Source: the annotation of a GenBank genome assembly